Messenger RNA from Halichondria panicea, 823 nucleotides. RefSeq lists its product as uncharacterized. The coding region runs from base 112 to 723 and encodes 203 amino acids. NCBI's taxonomy places the organism in Eukaryota, Metazoa, Porifera, Demospongiae, Suberitida, Halichondriidae. Gene Ontology annotation, cellular component: membrane. The record is from RefSeq and is a predicted model, not a curated record. The transcript is spliced from 4 exons.
CGUGUUAGUUCAAGGCAAAGAUCGUCAAUAGAACAAAAUGAUUACACAACACUGACCUGAGAGUUGCCAGUCACAAAGAAAACAGCCCUGCCAGGAUCUCUAUUAACUAAUAUGACUCAACAGACAACAUUUAAUGAAGCUCCACCCAACUACUAUGAGCUAAGCGUGCGAGAUGGCACCGUGGCUCAACAACCACUCCAACAACCGGCUCAACAACCACUCCAACAACCGGCUCAACAACCACUCCAACAACCGGCUCAACAACCACCCCAACAACCGACUCAACAGCCACCCCCCACUGGACAGGUCUACUAUCCUGCACAGCAGCCGCAGGUGGUCCCCAGCACUGUUUAUCAAAUGCCCUACCAAAUCCCUCGAAUGUAUCAGCAGGUUGAGGCUGCAGUGGGCAAGCCCCCUUACCCCGGACCCAGUGAUUACCUCAUUCUCAGUCUAGUUACCAUGAUCGUGUGUGGUGUACUCAACAUCACCUCUCUCAUGAUUGGCAUCCCAGGACUUGUGUUUGCAGGCUUGAGCAACCACCAUCGCACUGUCCACAAGAACUACCACAAUGCCAAUAAGUACUCCAACUAUGCCUUGGGGCUGGUCUUAGCCAACAUCAUCUACACCCUCCUGUGGGGUGUCAUUCUGAUCGGAGUUCUCGUGGGAAUAAGUGGAUUUGGUCUAUAUGGCUUCAUGUGUCCGUCUGUCGGCGAUUGCUACUAGGAUUGAUUGCAUUGGUAAUAAUUAUGAUCAUAAAAUUGUGCUCUUAAAAACAAUCUUUAUGUGCAUUUUGUAUAUAAGGUGUUUUUCAUAUAACUUGGUA